This is a messenger RNA of Bactrocera oleae (olive fruit fly), 3311 nucleotides long. RefSeq names its product organic cation transporter protein. Gene Ontology annotation, biological process: transmembrane transport. Lineage: Eukaryota; Metazoa; Arthropoda; Insecta; Diptera; Tephritidae. The record is from RefSeq and is a predicted model, not a curated record. Gene Ontology annotation, cellular component: membrane. Gene Ontology annotation, molecular function: transmembrane transporter activity.
GUUGAUUAGCUUGUAGUAUAAUAUCAAGACAGUUGAUAAAAUAUAAUUAGACCGCUACAGCGCGAAAUACGGUAAAGAACAACGGUGUAAUGAAAUACACGCUAUCAACAAAUCAAAAGGGCUGAAGGUGCAUUUUUAUCUUGAUUUUGUAAAAAGCGGACGUUUAUUACUUUAUUGCUGCGGAAAAAUAUUUUAUGAUUUCAAAAUUUCAAUCAAAAAAAAUCAAAAAAGUAUAAACAAAAAAAAAAAAGUAUAUACAUAAAUGAAAUAAAAAUAGAAACUGUUUUAAAAGUGAAGUGCGCGUUUGUUAUAAAAAUAUUAAAUUUAGAAAAUAAUUCUAAAUUCUUAAUUCAUAAACACAUACAAUUCCAAACGCUACAAAAUGAGCGGUGUCCUACGUCGUGGCUCACUGAACUUCGACUGCAAUUUGAAGGGCAGCAAUUCGCGCGGUAGCAUCGAAACAAAUUUAUAUGGCGGUUAUCGCGAUCCAAAGCCGCAUACGCCGGAAAUCAGCGUAAUCGCUUUAGAUUUUCGUCGCUACUCGGAGGACUUAAAAAAGGAUUCAGUGUUGAAUGAAGGCCUGCCACCACGCAAAGUCGGCGAUUUGAGUCAAGAUGUCGAUGCGGAUGUGAUCUCGAAUUUUAUUGGACAUCAUGGCAGAUGGCAAUUGAUUUGGACAUUUCUGCUUACGCUCUUUCAAAUACCACCGACAUUUCAUUUGUUCAUCUACACAUUUCAGACCAUCGCCAAGGACUACUGGUGUGCACGCCCUGACACCGCACCCGAUAUGGAUGUGUCGCUGUGGAGAAAUCUAAGCCAACCUGCUGGCGCUUGUUCUAUACUAAAUUUGAAUUAUUCGCUGUUACCUGAAUCCGCUGGCACCGCUGACUCCGCACAACUUAUACCAUGUACCAAUUUUGAAUUCUCCCGUGAAGAUGGUAGCGCACGCUCGGUAAUUGAAGAGUUCGGCUUGGUUUGCACUCGUGAGCAGUUGGUGAGUGUGGUAGAAAUGUGUUUCUUGGCCGGCGCAGCGGUCGGCAGUGUUUCGAGCGGCUGGAUCUCCGAUCGUUUUGGUCGCAAGCAUACGCUGAUGGGUUUCGUUUUGGUACAAAUUGUGUCUGGCACCUUAGUAGCUUACUCCGCCAAUUUGGCUAUGUUCAUGUCGGUGCGUAUGCUUGCCGGUUUCGCCUCCAUGACUGUGACUGUAGUUAGUUUCGUUCUCGUCGUUGAGUUGGUUUCUGGCAAAUGGCGCACCAUAACGGGCAUCUUAAAUAUUUUACCAGUUCCGAUUUCGUAUAUUCUCAUGGCUGUCAUAGCAUAUUUUGUACGCGACUGGCACAAUCUACAAUUGGUGAUUUCGCUACCUUGGUUAUGCUUAUUGCCGAUUUGGUACUGCAUGCCAGAGUCGCCGCGUUGGCUACUCGCACAAGGGCGUCUCAAUGAUUUAUAUGCACUAGUAGAACGUGCUGCCCAGCUCAAUCAACGCACACUGCCGCCAAACUAUAAGAAGACACUUGAAGCUGCAGCACCGGCACCAAUACCAAAGCCCAUCAAUGGAUCAGCUACGGACAAAGGUCAGCUGACGAACAUACAAACACAACAACAACACACACUACCAGCAUUUAUGACGGUGGCUGAAGGGGGUGCUCACAGCAUUGAAACGACAAUCGCCAGCGCUACCGAAGCUAUACCCAAUAUUCAUGAUAAUCCAUUAAAGGUGGUCUUUAAUCGUUUUUAUUGGCGCACAACUUGUCUGAAUUUGAUUGUCUGGUUGACUUUGAUUAUCGUCUACUAUGGUUUGACCUUACAUUUGAGCAAUUUGGGUGGUGAUAUCUAUUUAAAUACGAUCGUCGCCGGCGCAAUUGAAGCGGUCUCUGUUUGUGUGAGCAUUUUUGUGGUGUUGAAAGUGGGUUUGCGGCGUAGUCUGAUAGCAUAUAUGCUAGUGCCCGGAAUUUGUUGCUUAGCCACAAAUCUUGUACCAAGCGGGGAUGAUAACCAAACGGCGGUGGUAGCGAUGGCAAUAAUUGCAAAAUGCGUUAUUGGUGCCAACAAUGCCAUUAUUCCAUCAUACACCGCCAUGCAGUAUCCAACGGUUGUGCGGAACUUUGGAGUGGGCAUGGGCAAUCUGGCAGCCGGUACUGCUUUGAUGUUAGUACCAUAUAUGUGGCUUUUGGAACACGUGGACCCACUGCUACCAAUGAGCAUAAUGGGUGUAUGCGGAAUUAUUGGCGCUAUUUCGUUAUUCCUUAUGAAGGACAUUGAGCACUAGAAAUAGAAGUAUGUACCAUAUAAAAGAGGGGCAACUUGAGAAAAUGGCGGUUUUGACAAAUGCCUUCAUUUGAAUUGCAUAGGCCUGAGAAUGUUAAUGAAUUUAUUAACAUUUUCUGCUGUAACAACAUAAAAUAUACGUAAUAUUAACAUAUUAAACGCAUUGGCCAACAUUUCGAAGCUGUCUAAACUGUGAUUAAAGUAACUAUUUGGCAUUUUGCAAAUGUAAAAAAAUUGUACAAAAUUUCUUCUCUAAGGAUUAAAUAAGUAAUAAAGGAUAUAUAAAAUUUAUACGCAUGUAGAUAAAAGUAAAUAAGGGAAAUAAUAGUUUAGAAAAUUAGUAUUUUAAUUACUAGAAAAUAAUUUUAAUGUCUAUAGUCGCACUUAAAAAAUAUGUAAUUGGAAGCUGAUUUUUAUUUUUUCUAUCUACUAAAAUAUGUUUCUUAUUAUAAAAAUAUUGUUUUGUAAGCUAGCAGUAGAAGAAUAAACGCUAAAAUAAGCGGUUGCAAGUAGAGCAUCAAUGCAAACUUGACUAUUAUAUUUUCUGUAAGUUUGGUGAAAUUGAAAAAAGCUGAGUUGAGCGUUCUUUUGCUGCUCGCUUACAAUAAAUAGUCUCUAUAUAUAGUAUGUAUAGUAAUAUUUGAAUACAUUUUUUAACAUUAAAUUAUUAUUAAAAUUACGAAAAAAUAGCAGAUACAUUUGUAUGCAUAUAUUUUUACUAUAAAUUAAUUUUGUUUUGUUAAAAUUUCAACCGGCCAAAUAAGUAAUAAAGCUUUUUUGUAAAGCUCUAUCUUUUAGAAGCACCACUGAAAUUGGGUAAAAGCUCUAAUUUUGCAAGCUUGCCAGUAAAUAACUCAUAAAGCCGAAGAAGAAAGCUUUGACUUUCUUGCAGAUAGCAUAUACAUAUUUACUAUGUUAAAGCUUAGUUAAGCUCAAUUAAAUUAAGUGUAUGCCGAUGAAUCACACUGCUACGGUUUUAAAAUGUAAAAAAAAUAUGUAUCAUAAUAUUAUAUAGUAUUAUAAAUAAAUAAUCUUAACAAUUA